AUGCCUGACGUCAAGCGCACUGUCCGUCUCAUCACCGAGCAGAACAUUAUAGAUAAGCCAUCGGAAGUUGAGGGCUUCCCACAGCGAUCUUGGCAUAUUGAGGUCUGGCUCGUGAAUGAAAAGGGCGCCUUGGUCCCCGCGAACAUCUUCGACAAGGUUACCUACCACCUACACCCCAGUUUCGGUGAACGUGCCACGCAGGUCUUCAAGCAGCCGCCGUUCCGCAUUCAGGAGGAAGGAUGGGGUGAAUUCGAUAUGUCAAUCGAGCUGACUGCCGACAAGUCGUACACCAUUCAACACGACCUGAACUUCGCCCAGACCCGUUAUGAAUCUAAGCAUGUUCUCGUCGACAUGGACAAGCUUGCCGAUGGGCUUCAGAAGCUGAACGAAGAUGACCUGCUGCAGGUUGUGCAGAUGGUUCAUGACCACAAGGCAGCAGACUCAUACACAAAGAAUGAUGUUGAACUCGGAGAAUUCCAUGUGGACUUGUACACGCUCCCGGACGUGUUGAUCAAAAUGCUCUGGGAAUUUACGGCGGACCGCGGAGCCCUGUAA
Penicillium digitatum Pd1 is the source of this 555-nucleotide messenger RNA. Lineage: Eukaryota; Fungi; Ascomycota; Eurotiomycetes; Eurotiales; Aspergillaceae. The record is from RefSeq and is a predicted model, not a curated record.